AUGACGUCGUCGCGUUUGAAAAAGCGCGUGAUUCGCGAACGCGCUUGCGCGUCGUCACUCCGCAUCGCCCGAGACGUCGUUCGCGGCGACGUCGAAGUGACGGACGAAGAAAAAAUUCACGCGUCGUUUCGGACGAUCGAGAGCGCGUUCGCGCGCCGGGGGGGGACGGGGUGGGUGUUUGAGCGCAUGUCGGUGAUUCGUGGCGGCGGUGGUGCGCGCGCGGUUUCAUCGCGCGCGUCGGUGGUUCGAUCGAGAGGGCGAAACGGGGAGUCGCGCGAUGGUGCGCUCGGUCGAUGCCGCGCAAAGACGGGAGAGAGAGAUGGGACGGCGCCGCAUUACAGCGUGAUGAUGGAUGAAAUUCUGAGUGCGUUUAGAGACGUCGAGCUCCGGGCGCACGUCGACGGUACGCUGGGCGCGGGUGGACACGCGCAGGCGAUGAUUCGGACGCAUCCGGAGAUGGAACACUUUAUUGGCUUCGACGUCGACGCGUCGGCGCAUGCGAUCGCGCGACCGAGGUUGGAGCGCGCGAGGGAGGACGCGAGAGGCGGCGAGGCGGGCGCGUUAAAGGUGAGUCUCGUCGAGGCGAAUUUCCGGCAGAUGGCGCAGGCUUUGGAGGCGAUGGGUGGGAUUCACAGAGCGGGAAUCGAUGGGGUGGUUUUAGACCUCGGCGUGAGCUCGAUGCACCUUGAUCGUGCCGAGCGCGGGUUUUCGUUCAUGAACGACGGACCGCUAGACAUGCGCAUGGGCCCGUCGGCAAAAACGAGCGCGGAGGAGAUAGUCAACGCGUGGCCCGAGGAAGAGAUUGGGCGGAUUUUGAGAGAUUACGGCGAAGAGCGACACUGGCGACUGUUGGCGAAGAGAAUAUGCGAACGAAGAGCGGCGAAGGCGAUCACUACGACGCGAGAGCUGGUGGACGCGCUCGGAAACGUUCCAGGAAAGUGGGGAUCGAUUCAUCCGGCGACGCGAACGUUUCAAGGGAUUCGAAUAGCUGUAAACGACGAGUUAGGGGCGGUCGAGGACGUGAUUCCAGCCGCAAUCGAAGCUCUAAGACCGGGCGGUCGAUUGGCCAUCAUAUCGUUUCACUCGUUGGAGGAUUCAAUUGUGAAGAAGAAGUUUCGGUUCUAUGCGGGACAAGCGGAACCGUUGGGGGAGACGUUCAAUCGGUACAUGGACCAGCCAGAGAAACCACCAAAGGUUGUCAAGUUGAUCACACGGAAACCCCUCGUGCCGAGUGUCGAUGAGGUUGACGAGAACGUUCGAAGUCGAUCCGCCAAGCUUCGAGUAUGCGAAAAACUGUAG
Ostreococcus tauri is the source of this 1299-nucleotide messenger RNA. RefSeq names its product S-adenosyl-L-methionine-dependent methyltransferase, MraW, recognition domain. Gene Ontology annotation, biological process: rRNA base methylation. Lineage: Eukaryota; Viridiplantae; Chlorophyta; Mamiellophyceae; Mamiellales; Bathycoccaceae. The record is from RefSeq and is a predicted model, not a curated record. Bases 1 to 1299 code for a protein of 432 amino acids. Gene Ontology annotation, molecular function: rRNA (cytosine-N4-)-methyltransferase activity. The transcript has a single exon.